Molecule: messenger RNA, 430 nt
Organism: Geodia barretti
Lineage: Eukaryota; Metazoa; Porifera; Demospongiae; Tetractinellida; Geodiidae
Source: the annotation of a GenBank genome assembly
CCACCUGGCACGGAGGACGCGGCCACGCUCUCCGAAGCAGCCUUACGCGACAUCGUCCGCCGAGAGGUCUCGGCAGCAGUGCCAGAAGCCCUCAGAAGUGGCCCAUCGCCUGGUGGCCUCCCAAUAGCAGGGGAAACCUAUUUCAGCUUGCAGUACUUGUACAGGAUCCUGCCCAAAGGUGACAUGAUAAUAUUUAGAGCAAUGGCUCAGUGUCAAGCGGGGUUGUCUAUGGUGGCAUGGAACUGUGAACAUUAAAUAUCCUAGUAGUUCCUGCUGUCAGGCACACUGGUUGGGAAAUGGGGUGUCCUGGUGUUGGUAGAGACCCAGGUAAGUCAGCAGAAUAUAGUAAUGACUGUUUGUUUAAAUAUCAACCUUUUCCAUUUGUCGUCCUGGAUGCUCCUCAACUCUGCAGCAACAUAAUUAUUCCCCA